CGCAGGCCGGGCGAGCACCGACAAGGUAUGCUCGUUAGUGGUGUACCGCAGUUGGGGAGGCUAAGGCGAUUAGUGACUCGGCCCCUAGCAAACAGGCAGGGAGAUGCCCGACGCCCUCCGCCCACCGCCCACAACGCCGCCUAAGCCUAGGGCAUCGCCCGCAUGCGCACUACUACUGGCAGCCCUAGCCUCAGACGACUCGGGGCCUUGAUUCAUCACUUAUCACCCUCAGGCACUGUACUACCGUGCUAUCCACGACAUCCUCCUAUUACUCACGCUUCGUGUAUCCCAGAUCACUCCAUUUCACAUCAAACAGAAUCAACAGGAUGCCCCUCGGGUUUCCCCACCGACCGUGACCACCAAGAAUGGCCUUUCCCCCACAGGGGCCAGAUGGGCAGACUCCCAUUCAUCGUUUCGUGAAAUAUCGGCCCCUCUCUUCCAACAGUGGGCAAGCCCAGAACAUCCUUCGGCUCCCAGCGAUCGGGUCGCUGGCUAAAAGGCCGAGCGGAAAUCCAGGCGUCUCAUAACAACAAUAAUGGGUAGAGCCUGAUUCGAGGGGCCAAACAGCGCCAUCACCUCUGUGUCCUGCUAGCACAGGGUCCCUCCUCACCCAACGGUGCGCCCGGACUGACAAUUGGCCCCGAAAUUCGAGUCGCUCAAUCUCGACACUUUCGUCCCGCCAUCGCCUCCUCAACCCCACUGUCCAUCCACGCUGUUUGACCACCUCGACCACUCAUCGGCAGCCGAAUUACGGCAACCGCAAGAUAAGAAAAUUGGCCGGGUUUCCUUCGUGAGAUCGCUGAGAUCUCCCUCCAAGCCUGCCUUGGGAAAGCGCCGGUGGCGUUGGGGCAGUGGUAUGACUACGGGCAUUAUUGGACAACGAGUGCGAUAUCUGGAGUGCAGUCACGGCAGUUUACCGAGCCGCAACGGACCUAGACACAUCCUACGACAAUGUCCAUGGCAUUGGCCUUAGCCCGAGCGUCCGUUCCAGAACGACGACAUAAAACAAUAUCACUUGAAACAUAUUCAUGGUGGUAAUAGUAUUGGUGUAGGCAGCACCUCUAUGGACUGUCGAGCGCAACUGUACGCACUGAUACCUCGAAGGCGAGUGCAUCUGGGAUCCGGCUACUGCAAGCGUUCAAGCCGGGAACGGAUUACCCACGCCCGGAAUGGCAUUAUUCUAUUCUCGAAGAUUUAUUGUCCCCACGUCAACAGGGACCGGGGGCAAGUCUGCGUGCAACACUCCGUUUCAUGCAUCCGCCCGUCACUUCUCCAGUUUCGCUCUCAGCUGCCUUUACCCCCUGAAAAACACAGACCUUACGUUGUCAGCGCAGGAAACCAACCCGAACGAUUUUCUUCUGUUAGCAAUAAAAACAGUCAGAUAGCCAACAGCAAUAUGGCCUCGGGGGAGCGCAUGCGAGCGGUGCACGCAUUGGGACUAGUUGCGUCACUAGCUCGCUCAAACCCUGGCCAUGGCGUUGUUCUUAUCGUGGCACUGUGAUUGGCUUGCGCUAAUGUCUGACACAUGGACGAGAACUCGAUGACAUAACAGGUGGCGGUGUUCAACGCAGUAUCCGGGCACGAGACACUGGUCCCGAUUGCGGAGGUGGUUCCGUUUCAGGCUGAGUUCAAGCAUACAAUGUACACUGCAGUCCCUUCUACCACAGUUCCCCGUGGGAAGGCUACCAUCCGCAUCUGGUGCAUCUGCUCAAACUAAUGUUCAAACUCAUUUUCCUGCAGAGAGCAGGGAGGCUACGGCUGUGCGGUCUAGAUUAUCGUGUCUCCGACUUACAAAUGCUCAGAUACGAUGUGGUUCAUGGGUCACCCUGCCCACGACGUAUACACAAGGCUGAGACGAAGGAGACAAGGCUGGGUGUCCCAAGUGGUGAGCGCAGCGACCAGUGAGACCAUUGGGCAUGUCUGUCACCGAGCUCGAUAACAAGCAGACGAUGCACUAAAAGCUCAGUCGAGGGCAACUAUCACGACCUGAUGAGCCUAUCCACUGUUCUCUGCUAUUUGAACUAUUAAUUGUCCAAGAGCUCCAGGAUUUUAUAGGCAUCGUGGAGUGGUCCAUCCCUUAUUGGCGCUGUGGCUGCCAUUUUCUUCGCAUGCAGUGUCUGCAGGACGUUGUUCAAAAGCACAUGGCACCGCCAUCAACACACAGGUCGGCGCCUGUGAGGUACCUUCCCGCCCUCUUGCUGCUGAGCAGGACGACAGCGCCCGUGAUUUCCUCGACAUCUCCCAUUCGACCCAUGGGACAUCGGCUGGCCCAGAUGUCACGGACUGGCUUCAGAUUGUCCCCAGCGUUGAGCACUGUAUCCAUGUAACCCGGAGAUAUGCUGUUGACUCUGAUACCGUGAACGGCCCAUUCUGCCGCCAGAUUGCGGGUGAGAUGUGCCACGCCGGCCUUACUAAUGUUGUAGGCCACCUGGGGCUGAGGAUAGUUUGUUGAAUGAGCAGAGAUCGACGCGGUAAACAGGAUGGAGCCCCCAGUUUUCUGGUCCACCAUCCAAUGCGCCGCGGCUUUGGCGCAAAGGAAAGAACCUGUCAGAUUGACAUCGACGACUUUACGGAACUGUGAGGCCCUGACAGAAAGAGAAUCGACACAGUCGACUAUCCCGGCGAAACAGCAUAAUAUCUCUAUGCCACCCAUCCACUGGUAAGCCUGGAUGAAUGCCGACCCGACCUCUUGUUCCGACGUCACGUCGACAUGGAUGGUCUCGAUGGUCUUGUGAGGGAAUUCCCUUCGGAGUGCCGAGAUUUCGGAUGCCGACUUGUCAAUUGUUGACUGUAAGUCCAUGAGAAUCAUGAACCUGACGCCGUGCUCCAGGAGAGCUCGCGCCGAAGCCAAUGCUAGUGCGCCUGCUCCUCCGGUGAGUACGGCACGCUCCUCGCAUUGGAACCGUGCAGCUGCUCGUUCGGCCGGCAAAGUCGAUGGCGGAAGCGGCGGUAGCGGAGCCGUGAGCGGGUUGUCGGCGGUGGAAAGCGUCAUGGUCGGUAUGGUCCGAGAGGUGAGCGACGCUCUUUCAUCUUGAGAUGCCAUUGGAGCUGCCGGCGUCGAGUCUGUGUCUCCCAUCGUGUAGAUUAAUGGCGUGUCGUACUCGGGGCCGCGGUCUUCCGGCUGUGGAUUGAAAAGGAUCCCUUCCUGCUUCUUUCCACGCUUACGGAAUUCUUGCGCGGUACAUGUAUACAUAUAAUAGGAAAACCCCGACCGCCUUGUUGUCCUCUAUUACGAUUGAUUCAGCAUUGGGAGGCAGAGGUCAUGACAGAUAUAUGUAUACCUAUCAAGGGGUCAAAAAAGUGGAUCAGCUCGCGGAGCCGGAUGUUACAGGCACACACUGUGUGAUCGUCCAUGUCGGAGGGAUGCUGGCCGGACUAUCGAGACGAGGGCGACAUCUCAAUGCCAGCGUAGCUAACUUCUUUAUACUACCAUAAACCUGCCUGGAACUCUCCCAAGCCACCUACCUACCUAGGUAUUCUACCACUGUAUACCAUGAUGCGGUGAGGUAUUACCAGCACUGCUAGUAGUAAUCGAAUGCUGUGAAGCACUGCGGCGGGAUGAUUGGAGGAUCGUGUUCAACCUCUGACGCAACUUGGCGCGCAUCAUGAUUCCGGCGAUUCAGUUUCUCCGGAUCGGCGAGCCCUGGCCCGAUGGCAACUCUAAUUUUUUUUUGAACGCAGCGGACAUUGACAUUUGUUAGCCUACAACCACGCCUGGAUCCAAGUGCCCAACUCAAGUGGAACAACAAACUGAUUCCUACUGUACAAUAACUUUUCUGCCUUUGUUGUGAUAUCUCAUUGCUGCGAGAGCGUCCGUGACCAAAGCGAAAAAGAACAAAAUUCAAUCGCACAUGUCUCAAUCCGACGCAAAUGGCUCUCAGGCCGUCAAUGGCAAUUCGGCGAACCCUCCAACAACGUCAAAUGGAACUGUAGCCACCACUACGCCGAACCAACUAUCCUCACAAAUCGAUCUCCUCGUCUCCCUACACCUCUGGGCCUGGCCGGCAUUGACGCUCGCGAUCCAAAAUGCCUGGGGCGGCUCCGCCCAGAUCGCAGCCGACAAGCGCGACUGGUUUGCGGGCGCGGUGUCGGAACUGCUGACCUCGACGCCUCCGCAGUUGGCGGACGUGGGCGAUCUGGAAGAAGUCUUGCUACAGGUCAUGUUUGACGAGUUUGAGGUCGUAGUCGACGACGGGAGUGCCGAGCAGACGGCGCGGGGGAUCUGGGGCGGGAUGAACAAGUUGAUCAAUGGAGAUGUGUCUGAGUUGCAGGACAUGUAUGUCAAAUGGGAGGAGAAGGAAAAGAAAGGAAACAGCAAUAAAGAAGUUGCCGGGUUUGUCAAGGGCGAGGAUCCGAACCAGGAGACGGACGAAGAAGCGGAUGAUGAUGACGACGAGAAUAUGGAUGUUGAUAUGGACGAAGCGCCGCCGCUGGUCAAUGGAGCCAGACAGCCUAGAGAGAGGGUCGAGCCUGAAGUUGAUGAGGAGGGGUUUACAAAGGUGGUGAACAAGAAGAAGAGAUGAGAUGAUGUGAGCUGCAUUGCACUGCAUUGCAUGGUGUUUAAUUGAGCCGCAAAAGACGCUUUUUGGCUCAAAAGACAGCCAGCUACUUGGAGAGACGAAACGAGAGACGAGAUGAGACGAUGCUAGACGACCCGAGAUGUGACGAUGUGAGAUGACGAUGUGAGAUGACGAUGUGAGAAAAAAAAAAGUACCGAAACGGAUGGAGUUGAGGAGAAAAAGUCCAAGUCGUGGCAGGCGACGGGUCGGGCGCCACUUAUUUGCACAACUGAAGUUACACGCUCUUUUCGAUCCAUAUCUUCAUUCUACACUACUACCAGUGUACGGACAUGGCAUGAGCCUUCCAGUGUUCAUGUUUACCGGCACUCGGGUUCCCGCUCGAUCCAUGUGUCCCGUCCGACAAGACGGUCCAGCCGUUAUCUUUUUCCAACGACCGACCGACCGAAUGGGACGAACCCAAGCGAAGGCCAGUGCUGUCCACUGUUCUUCUUCCAUCAAUGACCCUCCGGAUCAACCAGCCCCAGAUCCUCAUUCUCCUUCUUACUCCGCUGGCUCCACUCAGGCGGGACAUCGAUCCCUUCUUCCUCUUCGCGGUCACCCUGCGCUUUAUCCUUAUGUACCGACGUGGGCUUGUGUUCAGCGGGCGAAUACACGGUAUACAAAAUCAGCGGCGUGGGACCGGUGUUGAUGAAUUGAUGCUGCGUCCCUGCAGGGACGAUAAUCAGGUCGCCUGCUUUCACAUCCUGGUCGACGCCGGCGAUGGUCGCUUUGCCUUGGCCAGAUGUGAAUGUUAGGAUCUGGUCGACUGUAUGUUUCUACCGAAACAAAACACAAAACCACUCGUCAGCAAUAAUGUCUUUGAGGGACGGAAGAUAUUGCGCACCUCAUCACCAAUCUCCCCGCCCACAGGCACAGUCAUCAACACCAACUGACUAUACAGACCCGUCCACAAGACGCGACGAAAAUCCCCCGACUCACUGGGCAGCGAGGUGGUCAUUUGUGGGAAAUACGCCAUUUCAUGUUUCGGCGGGUCGAGCGAUGGAGUUGGGAACUUCAUUGUGACGGCGGUCGAUGUGAAAUGUCGUCGGGGAAUGUUACUAACAGUAGGGAGUAGUCGAGAUGAAUAUUCUCUGCUGCUUCUAAUGGAUUGAGAGAUUUGCAAACUGUUUCGCAUGUAUCCUCUGAUGAUCUGUUGACCUUGGACUUGACGGCGUGGUAGGGCGACACAAGUUGAAUGGAUCGAGACUCGAUGCUGCAAGACAGCUGAAGACAUGGAAAGAUAAAAAGUACAACCACAACCAACAAGUAUCGUGUCAAAUACUAGUACCCGGUAGCUACAGCACCGUAGCUUCCAGUAGUAAUGUAAAAGUCUUUUGAAAUGG
Molecule: messenger RNA, 5902 nt
Organism: Exophiala dermatitidis NIH/UT8656
Lineage: Eukaryota; Fungi; Ascomycota; Eurotiomycetes; Chaetothyriales; Herpotrichiellaceae
Exons: 1
Coding region: 3852-4523 (223 amino acids)
Biological process (GO): maturation of SSU-rRNA from tricistronic rRNA transcript (SSU-rRNA, 5.8S rRNA, LSU-rRNA)
Cellular component (GO): nucleus
Source: RefSeq, a predicted model, not a curated record